AUGUGCUUGUUCUCCAAGCUUGGGGAACUCUGUGUGGAUCAGCGUCCUGCAACAAGGAAAAGUGCUGGCCAGACCCUCUUCUCUACCCUCUCAGCUCAUGGAAGCUUGCUUCAGAAAGAUACCUGGAAGAAAGUUCUCUGGCAGGUGUUGUUCCCACUGUUGGAACAUGUCCAGAAACUGUCCAGUAAAGCCUCCACAAGCAAAGAUGAAUCCUCUGGGGGUAACAUCCUUAUCCACCAUUCAAGGGACACAGCAGAGAAGCAGUGGGCUGAGACCAGAGUCCUCACACUGGCUGGAGUGGCUCGUACAUUUAAUUCCAAAAGAAUGAUCCUACAGACAAUUGGUGACUUCCCCAGGGCAUGGUCUUUGUUACUUGAGCACAUCGAAUAUUCUGCCCUUUGUCCCAAUGCAGAAGUCUCAUUGGCUGCCCUGAAAAGCUUCCAGGAAAUCAUACAAAUCAACAAAGACUCCAAAGAAAAGGGGGAUGAUUUACGAAUUAGUCGUGGCAGUGUUACCCCACCUGGUGAGGAAGUGAUGAACCGUUCCAGUGAAGAUGGGCAUGAUGCCCCUAACAAGCCUGUCCAGAAUGAUAGUGGUAAGGUAGAAUAUAAUCUUACCCUGUGGUCAACGGCUUGGCGUGUUUGGCUUAACAUUGGUAUGCUGUCAACAAAACCACCGGAGGGCAAAAGCCAGAAGCCUUAUAUUCCAUCUCAGGCAUUUGUCACUGCUCUUGCCCAAACUUUUCCACCUUUAUUUCAUCACAUCAAGUCCAGGUUUGUUGCUGCUGAUCUCCAGAAACUGUCCACUGUCCUGCGGAGUGCACUCUCCGUGCCAGUCCAUGGGGAUAUGUCCCCUUUUAUCAUACCCACAUACCCAGAUCUUACCAUCACUCCUCUCCAGGAAUCAACACUUAACGCUGUUCAAGUGCUUAUCAAGGCAAUCAAAAAUGGCUCCGAAUCAAUGCAGAACAUGUAUCCCGACCUCUUUGAUCAACUGCUCAUUUAUAUUGAAUAUGGUGUGAAACCCCCGAAAUAUGGAGAUGUAGAAACCAAGAAUUUUGGAUCUGUCAAAGGACCUCAGGUUAGUAUGAUUAUUUUGAUCAAGAAAUUUUCUUUUUAG
Messenger RNA from Acanthosepion pharaonis, 1119 nucleotides. The record is from the annotation of a GenBank genome assembly. NCBI's taxonomy places the organism in Eukaryota, Metazoa, Mollusca, Cephalopoda, Sepiida, Sepiidae.